AGUGUCCCGGGCGCAGGGCGCGCGUGCGGCGGCGGCGGCGGCGGCGGCGGCAGCGGCGGGGAGGGGCCGGCUGCGCUCCCCUCCUCCCUCGCAUCCCCGGCCCCGCGCGCGCCCAGCAGAAGCGGAAACAGCAGCGCCGCCGCCGCUCCGCCGAGGCGCUGCGCCCCCCCGAGGGGGGGGAGGAGGAGGCGGGCAGCGGCAGAGGGAGGGGAGCCCGGGAGGGGGGCGCCGCGCUGGGAGGGAGGCAGCGCGCACGGUGCAGCCGGGCCGGGCGGGAGGUAUGGCGGGGCCCCCGGCCCUACCCCCGCCGGAGACGGCGGCGGCCGCCACCACAGCGGCCGCUACCUCGUCGUCCGCUGCUUCCCCGCACUACCAAGAGUGGAUCCUGGACACCAUCGACUCGCUGCGCUCGCGCAAGGCGCGGCCGGACCUGGAGCGCAUCUGCCGGAUGGUGCGGCGGCGGCACGGCCCGGAGCCGGAGCGCACGCGCGCCGAGCUCGAGAAACUGAUCCAGCAGCGCGCCGUUCUCCGGGUCAGCUACAAGGGGAGCAUUUCGUACCGCAACGCGGCGCGCGUCCAGCCACCCCGGCGCGGAGCUACCCCGCCGGCCCCGCCGCGCGCCCCUCGCGGGGGCCCGGCCGCCGCGCCGCCGCCCACGCCCGCCCCGCCGCCGCCGCCCGCGCCCGUCGCUGCCGCCGCCCCAGCCCGGGCGCCCCGCGCGGCUGCCGCGGCCGCCGCCACUACAGCGCCCCCCUCGCCCGGCCCCGUGCAGCCGGGCCCCCGCGCGCAGCGGGCCGCGCCCCUGGCCGCGCCGCCGCCCGCGACCGCCGCUCCUCUGGCAGUGGCGCCUCCGACCGGCCCGCGUCGCGCCCCCCCGCCCGCCGUCGCCGCCCGGGAGCCGCCACUGCCGCCACCGCCACAGCCGCCGGCGCCGCCACAGCAGCAGCAGCAGCCGCCGCCGCCGCAGCCACAGCAGCCGCCUGAGGGGGGCGCGGCGCGGGCCAGCGGCCCUGCGCGGCCCGUGAGCCUGCGGGAAGUCGUGCGCUACCUCGGGGGCAGCGGCGGUGCCGGUGGCCGCCUGACCCGUGGCCGUGUGCAGGGGCUACUGGAGGAGGAGGCGGCGGCGCGAGGCCGCCUAGAGCGCACCCGUCUCGGAGCGCUCGCGCUGCCCCGCGGGGAUAGGCCUGGACGAGCGCCGACGGCUGCCAGCGCCCGCGCGUCUCGGAGCAAGAGAGGUGGAGAAGAGCGACUGCUCGAGAAGGAAGAGGAGGAAGAUGAUGAUGAAGAUGAAGAUGAUGAAGACAAUGUGUCUGAAGGCUCUGAGGUACCCGAGGGCGACCGUCCUGCAGGUGCCCAGCAUCACCAGCUUAAUGGUGAGAGGGGCCCUCAGAGUGCCAAGGAGAGGGUCAAGGAGUGGACACCUUGUGGACCUCACCAGGGCCAGGAUGAAGGGCGGGGGCCAGCACCAGGCAGUGGCACCCGCCAGGUGUUCUCUAUGGCAGCCAUGAAUAAGGAAGGGGGAUCAGCCUCUGCUGCCACUGGGCCAGACUCCCCAUCCCCCGUGCCUUUGCCCCCAGGAAAACCAGCCCUGCCUGGGGCCGAUGGAACCCCCUUUGGCUGUCCUUCUGGGCGCAAAGAGAAGCCAGCUGACCCUGUGGAAUGGACAGUGAUGGACGUGGUAGAAUAUUUCACAGAGGCUGGCUUCCCGGAGCAGGCCACAGCUUUCCAAGAACAGGAAAUAGAUGGCAAGUCUCUCCUGCUCAUGCAGCGGACAGAUGUGCUAACCGGCCUGUCCAUCCGCCUUGGCCCAGCCCUGAAAAUCUACGAGCACCACAUCAAGGUGCUCCAGCAAGGCCACUUUGAGGAUGAUGACCCUGAUGGCCUCCUAGGCUGAAUGUCCGGUCUCACCCCUGCCCCUACCCUUUCUAGCCCCAUCUUACCCAAGUCCCCUGGAGUCCAGGGGUUGGACUAGGGACACUCUCGGCCCUCAUAACAGAUUCCAGUGCGGGGCACCCUUCCCUACUCAUCUCUUCCCAGAGUCUCCCCAACACACACAUCUGGCAUCGAGCACAUCCCAGACUUCCUGAUGGAGGAGUGUGGGGUGGGACAGGGCCUGCUCAUUUCAUCCCAGGAGGCCCAUCCCCACCGCCACCCCCAACCUAGGACAUUUAAAAAGAAAAAAGAAAUGGGGGCUUCCUAUCUCCCAUAGAUCUUUAGUUCAGCCAGAUGUUUCCUAUAUAAAUGAUUUGUUCUGCCUGUUCAUUUUGAUGGGUGGCCUUUCUUCCCUCCCCCACCAACCAGGCCCCUCCUUGGUCUACCCUCAGCCUCCAUCCCCUGGGUGGGGUGAGAUCAGUGGGUCUUCCCUACUCUUUCUGUUGGUUGUCGCUCCAGCUGGCUGUAUUGCUUUUUAAUAUUGCACCGAAGAUUUUUUAAAUAAAGUUUUAAAAAAAAAGAAAAGAAAAGAAAAGAAAAAAAAGGCCAGGAGUCCCAUUUUGUCAAUGGAGUUGGGGAAGCAGGUAUUGGAAGAGCUGUACCAGCCUCCUGGGAGAGCCGGGUUAGUACUGAAUUGCUCUUGAAGGGAGCCAGGUAGUGAAUGGGCUGCCUUGCAGCGGCUGUAAUAGUGAUUGCUCCAGAAGGACAGGAAUGUUAGCUUAGUUCUAUCAUCUCCCCAUGCCCAGAACAGUGCCUGUAACAGUAGGUGCUUAAAUGUUUGUUGAGUGACUAGCG
This is a messenger RNA of Eptesicus fuscus (big brown bat), 2727 nucleotides long. RefSeq names its product sterile alpha motif domain containing 1 (gene SAMD1). NCBI's taxonomy places the organism in Eukaryota, Metazoa, Chordata, Mammalia, Chiroptera, Vespertilionidae. Bases 281 to 1894 code for a protein of 537 amino acids. Gene Ontology annotation, molecular function: protein binding; DNA binding. The transcript is spliced from 6 exons. The record is from RefSeq and is a predicted model, not a curated record.